Molecule: messenger RNA, 2439 nt
Organism: Aspergillus bombycis
Lineage: Eukaryota; Fungi; Ascomycota; Eurotiomycetes; Eurotiales; Aspergillaceae
Exons: 3
Coding region: 1-2439 (812 amino acids)
Biological process (GO): chromatin remodeling
Cellular component (GO): Swr1 complex
Molecular function (GO): ATP-dependent H2AZ histone chaperone activity
Source: RefSeq, a predicted model, not a curated record
AUGGCCGAAAAACGCAGACUUUCCGCUCGCGAACGCCGCGAACCGGCGUCGAAGCGACGAGCCUCCGAAGCACCCUCUCAAUCACAAUCUACACCAUCUUCAUCAAAGAAACGGGCCUCGACUGCCGCCGCGCCCCCGACUCCAACCCCACCCCCUCCCCCUGUCGAGGUUGUUGAAAAUCCCCUGCCAACAAAAAUCAAAGAUGGGGAGGGUCUCCCAACCGUACCAUCACCCCAGCUGGAGAUGCUGUCCGCGAAGGAGUACCAGUCAUAUGCGGAAAGUGCGGUUCUCCUAGCUUCGUUGGAACGAUCAAAAAAGAAAUGGCUCAGCGACGGCAUCCUCGUGCGAUACUGGACAAAACCAAAGAAGACCAAACGAGAGCAGAUCGAGGGCAAAAACCCUCCCAAGGAAUCCAUGUCGAAGGUCGGCCCUUGUAACAUUGCUGUCGGUCCUCAUCUUUUCGAUGCUAUGCUGUACACCGUCAAAGACCCCAAUGCGCCACCGCCAAUUCAAUACACGCCCCCUCAGCGGCCGAUGGUUCACUACGGCCACCCUAAUAAUUUCCAGCAAUACCAACCCUAUCCUACUCCUCCUCAGCAUGCACGACAACAUCCCCCUCAAAAUCCACCCGCUCACUCGGCAACACCCAACCAACCUCCUCCUCAACGCCCAUCUCAAUCAGCCCAGCGACCGUCACCAUCCCAGCAUUCACAGGCCCAGCCUCCAAAGCCUAGUCCGGACCCAGUGAUUCAGAUGCUUGCUACCCGAGCUGCCUCAGACCCGGAUCUGAAGGCGUUGAUGAGAGUGGUCGCCUCGAGCAAAGCGUCUCAAGAACAGCUUCGAGCUUUUCAGGCCCACAUCGACGAGCUAAAUGCGAUUAUUCGCGCAAGAGAGCAACAACAACAAAGACAGCAACAGCAACAGCAAUCCCACCCCCCAACGCCUAAUCAGCCACAGGCAUCGCCCCGGACACCGCAACAGACACCGCAACCGCCACCGCCAUCCCAAAAGCCUUCACAGCCUCCACAACCUCUGCAGCAGCCAAGCCAGCAACAGAAUCAACAACAAAAGAAGCCUAGCACGCCAUCGCAACAACCAGCACAACAGCGAUCACAGGAACAGCCUUACCCACGAGUUGAGAUCCAUGUACCUAAACCACAACCGUCUCUAGUUUCUACGCCUCAACCCCCAAACGCAAGUGCAUCGGACCAAUCCCAAACCCCUUCACAAAAGCCCAGUAUAACGCCACAAGUCAAACAAGAGUCUGGGGCUGCAGCCGCUCAGCCCUCGCCCACUGCAGAACCAUCCGCAAACACUAAGCAACAGAGUCCUGCGGUGCGGCCUAUGGCACCUCCGCAGAACCAAUCCGCUGGAUCGCGACCAGGGCCUCCAUAUCCACCUUACCAGCAGCCGCCGUAUCAGGGCCACCCACCUGCGAUUCAGUCACGGCCUCCGCAAUACGGAUCUCCAGCUCCUUACUAUCGACCAGCUCCCCCCCCACCACCCCCGAGACUGAACUACAAGUCGGUUGUUUUCGAGUUCACAUCACCCUUAACACCGUAUGGAAGUAGCACUUCGGGUCAUGCUGGCUCUGGAGAUCGUUAUCUGUUUCCAGAGUAUACUAUCUUGGAAUGGCUUCCAGACGGGAACACUGUUCUUGCAUCUUUCUUGCUUGUUAGAAAGGUGGAUCUGAAUACCCCCUUCCCUAUAGAGACAGCAUCAGAGGUGGCAAACUCGCGAACUAAAGGCAAGUCGGCGUCAAGAUCGAAAAAAGGAGACAAAAGUAAAGACAAAGAUAAAGAGAAGGAUAAAGACAAAGGCAAAGAAGGCGAAAGGUUGGAGGAGAAGGAGAAGGAGAAGGAGAAAGGGGAGGGUAAUGCGCAGCCUCCUACCAGCCAGAUUGCCGCUACUGAUAGUAAACCGACUCCAACUGAAGAGGAAAAGCCAGCUGGCGGUCAAGUUGACCAAAAGGCUCCGCAAGCCACUACAAUAAGUCAAGCUGACUCGAACAAGCCUCAGCCGAAAGACAAACCCGAAGAUGCGGCUAAGGCUUCCAACUUGAAAGAGUAUUACCAACCUGUUACAUUCCGCAUCCACAGUUCCAACGCUAAGGUCCUCGAGCCUUUAUCCCGAGUGGUGAAGCCUCCUGAUGAGGUGCGCAAGUACAUGAAUGAGAUCAUGGACCGGGCAGAGCGCGCUCCAGAUGGCUUUCUUGCAUUCCGUCUACCACGCGAAGAAGCAGGUGACGAGCAUGAUCUAGAGGAUAGGAAGAAAAGUGGAACGCCAGUCCCUGUAAACCGCAGCCGGCUCUCUAGGGGUAGAGCGGUUGAUGAUGAAUCAGAUAUUGAAAACAGAGAGGAGCCCGUUGAGGAAGAAGAGGAAGAGGAACUGAAGGAUUCUUAUGGUCCACCAACUGGACUUGUACCGAUGGGUCUAUAA